Molecule: messenger RNA, 3028 nt
Organism: Odontomachus brunneus
Lineage: Eukaryota; Metazoa; Arthropoda; Insecta; Hymenoptera; Formicidae
Product: glutamyl aminopeptidase-like
Exons: 13
Coding region: 206-2932 (908 amino acids)
Biological process (GO): proteolysis; peptide catabolic process
Cellular component (GO): cytoplasm
Molecular function (GO): peptide binding; zinc ion binding; metalloaminopeptidase activity
Source: RefSeq, a predicted model, not a curated record
UAUCAUUAGUUUGAAAAGCUUGUUCUAUUUACGUAUAUCAGCAGACUGAACUGGAAUUACUAUUAGUCUGAAAUAUUGCGUCGCAAGAUAAGAUUUCUUUCUGUUUGAAAAGGGAAUUAUAGUAUUGAAAGUAUUUGUUUUGUCUAGUAGAUAACGGGUAUUUCUAAUAAAGAUUAUAAGAAUAGAAUGCUCAUUUAGAUACCGUAUGUCUUCACGAAAUACUUUCAUGGAUCCUCUAAAACUAUUAUUAAGUUCCAUCCUAAUACUCACAGUGACGAAAGCGGAAUUAGUCUUGGACCAAGAUCAGCUUUCAAAUGUAGAUAUAGAAAACUGCUUAUCCGUUUCGCCGGAUGAGCGUUUGCCGGUAGAUAAAAUCCGGCCAAUCAAAUAUACCAUGAAAUUCAUCAUAAAUCCGGUUCUUUCUAAAAUCACCGGUGAAACCAAUAUCACGAUCACGGUCGAUAAUCCGACUAGAAACAUAAGUUUGCACGCUUACGGGCUGCGCGUUCGCAAAUCCUCGAUAGAGCUUAGAAAUACUGAAUCAACUGAAUCGUACAAACUUCUCGAUUACCGUUAUUGUAGCGGACCACAGAUUUUGGAUAUGCGGUUUGGUAAAAUUAUAGCUUCUGGAAUUUAUAAUAUAACAAUGCAAUUUACGGUUUCUUACUCUAGCCAGAAAGGCAUAUUUCGCUACAAUUACAGGAAGUACGCAAGAUUAUCAAGGAUGAUCACCACGCAACUUGAGCCAAACGCGGCCCGAAGAGUGUUUCCAUGCUGGGAUGAGCCUGGAAUAAAAGCGAUUUUCGCCAUCUCUGUCAAGCAUCCUACGGAAUACAAUGUUUUCUCAAAUAUGCCAAGAAUAGGUCAUCAUAGUGAUGAAGAAAGUGAUGAUAAUUUGUUAUGGACACAUUUUCAAGACACGCUGUCAAUGUCUGCUUCUCAUGUUUUGAUUAUGCUGACCGACAUUAACUUCAAAUAUACUAAUCUGUAUCACAGUGAUACAAUAUGGCAUCAAAUAGAUUCGGAGAAGACACUGAAACACGCAUUCUUGGCAAUAGCAACGGCAAAGACGUUUUGGCAUAUGGUUACUGACACGAACACGUUAUUUCCGAAGAUAGACAACAUUUUAUUCCCGAAUAAUACAAUAAACACAAUGGGAUGCUUUGGCCUCACAAUUUACAGAGAAAAGGAUUUUCUAUACGAUGCAAGUUUAGAUUUCCCUGGUCGCAGAAAUGCUGUGAUGAAGACGAUAGGACACAAAAUAGCACGUCAGUGGUUUAUCGGGAUAGUUACCCCGUCUUGGUGGACUGAUUUGUGGUUAGGGGAAGCACUUGCAACAUUGUAUGGUUAUUAUACCAUGGACAUGUUUGCUGAGGUGUCAGCAUCAAUGAAUCUCUUUGUAGUCCAGAUUCUGCAGCCUACUCUCCGCUGUGACACUGACCUUCAAAUGAAAGCUAUUUCGGUACACAAUGUUAACAACGCAGAUGAAAUUGAUAUAGUUUUAUAUUCACAGUUGUAUUACGCUAAAGGAGUCGCCCUUUUACGCAUGUUGGAAUAUUCUCUGUCACGGGAAAUAUUUGAGCAGGCCGUCAGAAAAUAUUUGAAAACAUAUGAAUUGGGCUCGGCGACUGUCGACAAUUUCUGGACUAUUUUGCAAUCCGUCUACGAUCAACAAAACAAUCAUCAAAACUAUACGAUAAAAGAACUAAUGGAGACAUGGCUAACGCAAAAAUAUUAUCCGGUGUUAUACGUCGAUAGUGAUGAGCGUAAUAAAGUGAUUAGACUUACAGUCGUUGGGACUGAUGAUUCUAACAUCAACAACUGGACGAUACCAGUAACAUACACUACGAUGUUGUACAAUAAUUUUUAUAUCUCGAAUGUUACUUGGAUAAAUAGUUCUGAGACGACAAAUAUUUCUUUACAUGAUUACAAUUUGGUUAUAAUUAACACGAAUCAAAAUGGAUACUAUCGCGUCAAUUACGAUAAGAAGAGUUGGCUGAUAAUUGCAGAAUAUUUGAAUUAUAGGGAUUACAAACGUAUACAUGUUCUUAAUCGUGCUCAAAUCCUCGAUGACGUUUAUUACUUUAUGAUGAAAAGAGAAGUCCCAACAUCCUUAUUCUGGGAAAUUAUAAGAUACUUACAGCGAGAGACAGAUUACGUAGCAUGGUAUCCGAUGUUUAACAUUUUAUCGUACAUGUCGCCCUACUGGAAUCUUCCAGGAUCGGCAUUCAUCAAGCCAGUUAUGCUGGAAAUUUUGGAUGGUCUCCUCAAGAACAUAGGAUAUGAAGAAAUUAUUUAUGAGAACGACAUGUCUAAAUCGUUGAGGUUACUAGGAACAAGGUGGGCUUGUAAGCUCGGGCACACAACUUGUCUAUCAAUCGCUAACGUAAAAUUGGCCGAGCAUCUCAAGAAUCCUGACAAGCACAAAAUUUUACCGUGGUGGAAAGAUUGGGUAUAUUGUACGGGUAUGAUAGCGGCGAACAUAACUAUUUGGGACAAGCUGUUAGAAAAAUACGUUGCCACUAAAGAUCUAGCUAUUUUGGAUUAUUUGCAAUGCUCGGAAGAUGAACAUAUCAUCUCGCGAUAUUUGCAGCUGCUUAUGUCAAAUCAAGAAAAUUGGUUAUUAAAUGAUGAGAAGUUUAUUAAUAUUUAUCGUGCACUUGUAAGGAAGCACGCAAGGAAGAAUGUUGUGCUGGAAAACAUCUUAAAGAGAUAUGAUAUGAUAAGAUACAGGUUUCUGAGCAACAUUAGAGAUAUAGAUAUAUUUGGUGAUAUGAUUAUGAAUGUACAUUUUGAUGAGCAAUUUGAUAAGAUAAUAAGAUUUAUAGAAUCACAAACUAACAUGCUAAGCUUAAAUAUGUCUGAAAUUUAUUUACUAAGAGAAACACAAAAGGAACGGAGUCAGAAAUUGAUGAAUACGUUUAUAUUCUAAAUGGAAAGAAUUGUAUAAUAUCGCGAUUGGUUGCUCGAAUGAGAGAGUCAACGAUUCAGACAGCUGUUCUUCUAAGUAAAACGUUAUUGUAAAUUA